CAAUGGGUCUUUCUCCCUCCCCUUCCCCAAUGCCCAGAUCUGCCAUGGAUGAUGAUAUUGCAGCGCUCGUGGUCGACAACGGCUCCGGCAUGUGCAAAGCCGGCUUCGCGGGAGACGAUGCGCCCAGGGCCGUCUUCCCCUCCAUCGUGGGUCGCCCCAGGCAUCAGGGUGUGAUGGUCGGGAUGGGCCAGAAAGACAGCUAUGUUGGAGACGAGGCGCAGAGCAAGAGAGGCAUCCUGACUCUCAAGUACCCCAUCGAACAUGGCAUUGUCACCAACUGGGAUGACAUGGAGAAGAUUUGGCAUCACACCUUCUACAAUGAGCUCAGAGUCGCCCCGGAAGAACAUCCUGUGCUGUUGACAGAAGCUCCCCUGAACCCCAAGGCCAACAGAGAGAAGAUGACUCAGAUCAUGUUUGAGACCUUCAACACCCCAGCCAUGUACGUUGCCAUCCAGGCUGUGCUCUCCCUGUACGCCUCUGGCCGUACCACCGGCAUUGUGAUGGACUCUGGUGAUGGUGUCACCCACACUGUGCCCAUCUAUGAAGGUUACGCCUUGCCCCACGCCAUCCUCCGUCUGGACCUGGCUGGCCGCGACUUGACCGACUACCUCAUGAAGAUCUUGACCGAGAGAGGCUACAGCUUCACCACCACAGCUGAGCGGGAAAUUGUGCGUGACAUCAAGGAGAAGCUGUGCUACGUUGCCCUGGACUUUGAGCAAGAGAUGGCCACUGCCGCGUCCAGUUCCUCUCUGGAGAAGAGCUACGAGCUGCCCGACGGGCAAGUCAUCACCAUUGGCAAUGAGCGGUUCAGGUGCCCAGAAGCUCUCUUCCAGCCUUCUUUCUUGGGCAUGGAGUCUUGCGGCAUCCAUGAAACCACCUUUAACUCCAUCAUGAAGUGUGACGUUGACAUCCGUAAGGAUCUCUAUGCCAACACCGUCCUCUCUGGGGGCACCACCAUGUACCCUGGCAUCGCCGACCGGAUGCAGAAGGAAAUCACCGCGCUGGCACCCAGCACAAUGAAAAUCAAGAUCAUUGCCCCACCUGAGCGUAAAUACUCUGUCUGGAUCGGAGGCUCCAUUCUGGCCUCUUUGUCCACCUUCCAGCAAAUGUGGAUCAGCAAGCAGGAAUAUGAUGAAUCCGGACCGUCCAUUGUCCACCGCAAAUGCUUCUAAAGCAGGACUCAGUUACCACAAUAGCAUUUUUUUUCCUCUUUUUUUUUUGACAAAAAAAAAAUAAUAAUUCUCCCUCCCUCCUCCCCAUAACUUGCGCAUAAGCGAAAAAGUUUUGAGAUUUGGCAUGGCUUAUUUGUUUAUUUGGCGCUUGACUCAGGAUAUCAAAACUGGAACGGUGAGAAAAAGGUUUUGACGGCGGAAGCCUUUAUUAAAAACAAAAAUGCAAAAAAAAAAAAAAGUUUUGGAGCGAACACCUCCCUCUCUCCACCCCCUCCCCUCCCCACCGACCCCCCCCCCCCCAGUUCUGCGGUGCAUCUGAAGACUUCGAUUGUAUGUGUGUUGUUUCUUUUUUUUUUUUUUGAAAACAAUAGUCAUUCCAAAUAAUCGUAUAAAAAUGCAUUGAGAGGAAGUUAAACCGGCCUCUGUGAAGGCAGCAGCCCAGCUCUUUCCGAAGAGCAGAAAACAAGAUUGCCAAGGUUUAUUAAUUCUUUUUUUUUUAUAUAUAGAAAGUAUUAGCUUUGUCUGUGAAUCAUGAUUCAAGUGUCUCUUGUCUCUUGCGCCUUAAAACAAAACUUUAAAAAAAAAAAUAGCCACACUUGAUCGUCAUCUUUUUGGGGUUUUUUUUUAAAGAUUAUUUUGGGUCAGGUCCAAAAAAUAUAUAAAAUUGAACGGGCUGCGGGUGUUUCUCUUCGUCCCAAUGAAACACGUGAAGUGUUUUACCGUCUCCCCUCCUUUUGUGUCCCCUUCCCAACUUCCGAGAGGGAAAGCACCAUUGCACCCUUUUAAUGCCAGUAUGUGUAAGGGGGUACCAGGGCAAGAGGGGGAGGGGCAGGCAAAACUGUAUACACUGACUCGAAAAAGAAAAAUCCCAGUUUCAAAUAAAGAUGCACAACCA
This is a messenger RNA of Notechis scutatus (mainland tiger snake), 2067 nucleotides long. The record is from RefSeq and is a predicted model, not a curated record. Lineage: Eukaryota; Metazoa; Chordata; Lepidosauria; Squamata; Elapidae.